This is a messenger RNA of Xiphophorus couchianus (Monterrey platyfish), 1247 nucleotides long. Its product is annotated as CD209 antigen-like protein E. The record is from RefSeq and is a predicted model, not a curated record. The transcript is spliced from 8 exons. NCBI's taxonomy places the organism in Eukaryota, Metazoa, Chordata, Actinopteri, Cyprinodontiformes, Poeciliidae. Bases 1 to 714 code for a protein of 237 amino acids.
AUGUCAGUUUUACAGCGCAACACGUUGACUGCAGAGAGAGACGCGUUGAAGAAGAUCAAUGUUGCUAGGGAGGCAACAUCCAGAAGUCUCACAAUAGAAAGAGACGACUUAAAGAGGCAGCUGAAAACCUGCACUUCACAGCAAAUUUCACUUACUAAUGAGAGGGACGGACUGAAGAGGACAAACUCUGGUAUUGAAGCCAAGUCUCAAAGACUAUCGGUGGAAAAGAGUCAACUCAGCAUUGAGCUUACUACCUGCAUAUUCGAGAAGUUAGGCCUGACUACUGAGAAAAAUGAGCUGACCAAGAAGCUGAGUGAUUUUGCUAAAUUUGCGCAGGCACAAUGGGUGUAUUUCAGUGGUAGCUUCUAUUAUAUUUCUACAACCCAGAAGUCCUGGCAAAGCAGUCAAUAUUUCUGCCAGUAUCAAGGAGCCGACCUGGUGAUCAUAAACAGCAGAGAAGAAGAGCAAUUCACAAGAAAGUUUCAAAAGAGAGCCUGGAUUGGUCUUACUGAUAGAAUACAAGAGGGGUCCUGGAAAUGGGUGGAUGGGACUGCGCUAACACAAAGCUACUGGCGCUUUGGAGAGCCUAACCAUUUUAAAGCCAGAAAUGAGGACUGUGUGGAGAUACAGAACUUUGACUCCGAACGCAACUGGAAUGAUGCUCAAUGUGCAAACGAUAACUACUGGAUCUGUGAAAAGAACUUUGAUAUUUAACAUAAACAAGAGUUUUCUGUUUGUAGCCUAUUUUUUAAAAUAGUUUAUAGGACAAAAAUAUAAUUCUGUGCUUUCCAAUGGAACCACAAAGUACCUGCUUUAGUUAUUCUUUGAGUUCUAAAUUGAUGUAAUCAGAACAAUUCAAGAAUUUGACAGUUGACUUUUUAUUGCUUUGGUCAUCGAUACCCAGUUAGCUCAAAUUAGCAGUCAUUGUGUGCUAUUUGUCAUUCUGGCUCAUCAGUUUUGUAUCUUAUUAGUCUGACUUGUUCUUUCUCAAUAGUUAAAGUCAUUUAAGGAAGUUCAUCUCUGCAUCUUAUAAAUGUCUAAUGUGAAACUUUAGUUAACCAAAGACAUUUGUAAUAAAACUGACCAAGUUUAUUUUUUGACUAACCUAUUUUAAUGGCACGGUGGCCAUUUUGAUGACAUGUUUAGAGUUACUGUUUACUGUUGUGAGUUAGCAUUUUAAAAAACUAAAAGUUGAGUUGCAUUUUAAUGCUGAUUGGUAAUCAGCCAAUCUAAUGGCUGAUUACAAC